Molecule: messenger RNA, 1364 nt
Organism: Aaosphaeria arxii CBS 175.79
Lineage: Eukaryota; Fungi; Ascomycota; Dothideomycetes; Pleosporales
Exons: 3
Coding region: 257-1261 (334 amino acids)
Source: RefSeq, a predicted model, not a curated record
AGUCAGACACCUUCAAUCGCCUGCGAAGCCACCUCUCCGAAUAGUAAAUGUUUCAUGCAGCGGACUUCGCCCACAGCGGCCAAUCAUCGCCCUACGUGUCAAAUAUAUUCCCAAUCAAACAUGUAGCCGUUAUAAUCUACGUCUUUGCCAUGCUGUUCUGCAGCUGGCCUUAUCGCAUUCGAUUAGCGAUGUCAGUGAAUUUUGAUCAGUCUUCAACUUGUCGAGGACGACCGUACAAACCUCCAUACAUGCGACUAUGACGGAGCAAAAUCCGACUAUUCGUAGUGUCCAGGUGAACGACACCAGAAUAAUCCAGGGCGGAACAUACGAAAUCACCUUCGAUACGACACCUAAAUUCAUAAAUUACAUGCUUGUGUUACAGUCUUCACAAGAGCAGUAUGAGAUCCUCAAAAAUGAUGCCACAGGUGGCAAGUUUUUAUGGCGGCUCUCCAAUACCCUCACACAACUUCCCGACGGAUGGUACCAGAUCGGAUUGGAGCAUCGGGCUGUCGAAAAUCGAGUCCUAAGUCAACCCUUCCAGUUAUUAAAGACCGACACAGAACCCCCCGUUGCCAAAUCGUUACCCUAUUCCUCCACGUCGAACGAAAUCAUCCCCAGUAUCCAGCCUCCCAUACCUCCUCCAACACCGAUACCACCAGUAACCUCGAAACAACAACUCCAAGACCCGAACUUCUCGAGCGACACCUCCUCCUUAGAUUUCUUCCCUACAGUAUCAACAAAUUCAACAAAUACCUCGACCAACACAACAGGCACAACAAGCACAACAGACCUCGCUCCCUCGACAUCCACAUCAACAACACCCACAUCAAUACCCGUUUCGACCGUGAAAGUCGGCAUGGCCGCUGCAGAGAAAGUCGGACUGGCAGUUGGUAUAGUCGUCGGCGUAGUACUCAUAGCCCUGGGAGCUUUCGCGCUGGGGAGAAGAAGAUACAACACCGCCGCUGUCCCCAUCAUGCACGAAAGACCCCGACAAAGCUGGUGGUACUGGCAGCAGAUCGACGGCAACAGGAUCGUGCCAGUUGGGACGCCUGCCAGCAUAAGGACACCGCAACUGAGGCAGGAGAUGAUGGCAGCCGAGAGAGAGCGCUACGAAUUGGAGUCGCCGGAAGACACGGUACCGGUCUUCUCGUUCUCUGUGCAUGAGCUCCCCGCAGCUAUUCCAGGCUACAGGUGGAGUGCGUCGACACAGGGAUCGGAUAGGGCGAAGUUUAAGGAGAGGCGAUAUCGAUACGAACCGUGAGCGUUGCGGAUUUCGGCAGGGGCCGGUUGAUUCAUGUUGUUACGAUACCCAGCAUCUUUUUUUGUUGUAAUUACACAUACCCACAUUAGCAUUUGAAUGGGAC